Messenger RNA from Empidonax traillii (willow flycatcher), 2786 nucleotides. RefSeq names its product mucin-16-like. The annotation marks the transcript as partial. Lineage: Eukaryota; Metazoa; Chordata; Aves; Passeriformes; Tyrannidae. The record is from RefSeq and is a predicted model, not a curated record. The transcript is spliced from 25 exons.
GCUACAACGAACAGCCAGUCCAGCCCACUCCCACCCACCCACCACCGACAGCUGCUGCCCUCGAGCGUUUCACCGUCAACUUCACCAUCACCAACCUCCCCUACAAUUCUGACCUGGAGAAUCCAGACUCAGCAAGGUUCAAGUCUGCACGAAGAGUGAUGAACACCAUGCUCGACCGCCUGCUGAAGGACACCAGCAUUGGCCCCAAUUUCCAGGGAUGUGAAUCAACGGCUUUCAGGCCAGGCAGCCAGAGGGACGAGACCCGGGUGGACGCCGUGUGCACCUAUAGGAAGGAGCCCUCAGCUGCAGCCUUGGACAGGGUGGGCCUGUACCACCAAGUGAGCAACAAGACCAGAGGCAUCAGCCAGCUGGGCCCCUACAGCUUGGACAAGGACAGCCUCUACGUCAACGGUUACAAUGAACUGCAGCCUGAGCUAUCUGCUGCUCUAAAUACACAACCUCUGCCACCAGCAGUGAGGAACUUCACCUUGAAUGUCACUAUAACCAACCUGCCAUUCACUGCAGAUAUGGCAACACCAAAUUCUAGGAAAUUCAAGUCAACAGAAAGAGUCAUGUCCUAUUAUGUGGACCCUUUACUCCAAAGAAGCAGCAUUGGCCCUGCUUAUAUUGGCUGCAAAGUAAUGGCACUCAGGCCAAAGAAGAACAGGGAUGGCACAGGAGUAGAUGCCAUGUGCAGCUGUAGAGAUGAGCCUUCAGGGCCCAAAUUCAACAGGGAAACCAUUUACCAUGAGCUGAGCAACAUGACAAAUGGCAUCACCAAGCUGGGACACUUCAGCCUUAACAGCCAGAGCCUCUACAUUGAUGAUUACAAUGAACCACCCAGUCGCUCAUUGGUGAAACCAACCCCCACACCAACAACCCCAGGACCCACAACAGAGCACUUCACCCUCAACUUCACCAUAACCAACCUGAUGUUCACGAGAGACCUGGAGACACCAAACUCUGCCCGGUUCCGUUCGGCUGAGAGGAUAAUGCGACACUACAUUGAGCCCCUGCUGCAGAGGAGCAGCAUUGGCCCCUAUUUCUCUGGCUGCAAAGUAACGGGAUUCAGGGCAAUGAAGAAGAGGGAUAGCACAGGAGUGGACACCACCUGCAGCUACAGAAACAGCUCCCAGGUGCCCAAGUUUAACCCCCCUGAGGUUUACCAGCAACUGAGGAACAUGACAAAUGGCAUCACCAAGUUAGGAAUCUACAACCUGGACAGCAAGAGCCUCUAUGUCAAUGGUUACAAUGAACCACUUCAGAGAUCAUCUCCAAGCACAACAACUGCACCAGGAGCACCAACCAGGAAUUUCACCCUUAACUUCACCCUGACCAACCUCCCGUACACCCCAGACCUGGACGUCCCAACGUCCCGCAAAUUCGUUGCCACAGUGAACGUUCUCAACCACUAUAUUGACCCUCUGUUCAAAAGAAGCAGCGUAAGCUCUGCCUACACAGGAUGUAAAACGAUGAGGUUCAGGGCUGGGAGGCACAGGGAUGACACAGGAGUAGAUGCCAUCUGCAGCUACCAGGACAGUGCCAGCCUGGCCAGGUUUGACAGGGAACAGGUUUAUCAGGAGCUGAGCACCAUGACAGAGGGUGUCACCAAACUGGGGCACUACAGACUGGACCAGAACAGCCUGUAUGUCAAUGGUUUUCCCCUCACAGAAACCACCAGAAAGCCUGUCUUUGUUGAGGCUCCAGGCAAAAAAGGCUACAGGCUGAGCUUUAGAAUAGUCAAUGAAAAUCUAACCAACCCAGACCCUCAGUCUCCAGAGUACAAAGCAGCAGUGGAAAGCAUCGCUAACAAGAUGAAUCAGCUGUACCGGCAGAGCCACCUGCGGGACCAGUUCCUGAGCUGCAACAUCACCCGCCUGAGGGCUGGAUCCAUAGUGGUCGACUGCCAGUGCUUCUUCCAGCCUGAACCCAACAUCAACAGGGCCGUGGUUGAAAGGACCUUCCAGGAUGGGACUUCCAAUGAAACUGGACUGUGGCUGGGGAGCAGCUACAGCCUGCAGGAAUUCUCAGUGGACACCUUGGAAUUAGCCAUCGAGGCGGCAACUUACAAAACACCCCUCAAGUCCGGGAAGGAAAACUUCGGCUUGAAUUUCCGGAUCUCCAACCUGCCCUUCUCGCCGCAGCUGCGGGACCCCGGCUCACGCGUGUACCAAGCGAACAAGGAGAGGAUCGAGAAAGAGCUCGAUGUGUUCGGGACCAGCCGCCUGAAGGAGCACUUCGCCGGCUGUACCGUGGAGAGUUUUGGGCCUGUCCAUGGGAAAGGAUACACAGAUGUCUUCUCCAUCUGCAAGUUCACCCUGGAUCCCCUGUCAGGGACUUUACAAAAGCAAGAGGUGUUUGAGGAGCUGAAACAACUGACCCAGGGGUUCACCAAGCUGGGCCCCAGCUACGAGCUGGAGGAGCAGAGCCUGGUCGUUGAAGGUUAUUCUCCACUCAAGACAGAUGAACCGGAGCCCAAAAGAUCUGAGCUUCAGUUCUGGGCCAUCAUCCUCAUCUGCGUUUUCACCCUGCUUGGCUUCGUCCUCCUCCUCUUCUUAUGCUUCCUGGUCAUCUCUUGCUUGAGGAGAAAGUCCCACCUGUACCAGGUCCAGCAAGGCUUGUACGGGUUGUACUUCCCACACCUGAGCACAGGAAAAGUGCAUUGACAGAGGAAGUCGGGUCCUCACAGACCCGUUUGCCCACUGAUGAAGGAAAGAUAUUUAUAAAUACUAGAGAAAUGUUUCUUUAAUAAAUUAUUUUCAGCGUUUUCCUCUCAUCUUGAGACG